Epinephelus lanceolatus (giant grouper) is the source of this 1438-nucleotide messenger RNA. It is a transcript of the gene nhej1, whose product is annotated as nonhomologous end-joining factor 1. Gene Ontology annotation, cellular component: DNA ligase IV complex; nucleus. NCBI's taxonomy places the organism in Eukaryota, Metazoa, Chordata, Actinopteri, Perciformes, Serranidae. Gene Ontology annotation, molecular function: DNA end binding. The record is from RefSeq and is a predicted model, not a curated record. Gene Ontology annotation, biological process: double-strand break repair via nonhomologous end joining.
UAACGUGACAUUUUAAACGUAAUUUUGACCAGAAGUGCCUAAACGUGUGCGUGCCACUGAAAGCGGAACCUUUGAAAGACGCCGUUGUUUGACGUCGGAGUAUGAAUCCCGAACUAUCAACAGGAACCGGCGGAGGAGCAGCACCUCCUGGUGCAAACUGGUUGUUUUGUUUCUAGACCGUGAUGGAGCCCCGAGGAGCCCCCGCCGCCGACCUCCUGCAGCGGCCCUGGCUUCCUGUGAGCAUCAGCGGCUGCCAGCUCCUCGCCAAGAGCUGGUUUGGGGACACGGCGUACCACAUCCUGCUGACAGACAUUCACUGUGUGUGGGAGGAGAGCAUGGACUCAGCAGCCAUUCAGAAGAGAGCGCAGGAGCUGAACCGACGGUUGCGAGCGCCGGUCAAAGCUUUCUUCUCCCACCUGUGCGAGGUGGUUCAGCCCUGUCUGGCAGGAAGUGACGGGGGACCCGACGGCGACGCCCAGAUCUCCCUGACGCGUCAGGAGGACGGAAACGUCAGCAUGAAGCUGAAGAGUGAGCUGGCGGGGCUGCCCUUCUACUGGGAGUUCCACUGCACCCCCGCCCCCGUCACAGUGGCGUGUGUCCAGCUGGUGCGCCCCCUGCUGGUGAUGAGCCACCUGCUGCAGCGACAGGUGGAGCAGCUCGGAGGUCUGCUGGGGAGGAAGGACGCAGAGAUCCAGGACUACAGGGAGAACGGGGCCACGCUCAGCAGAGAGCGGCUGCAGACGGACGUCUUCGAGGAGCAAACCUACAGAGAGGGCUUCAUGUCAAAGGCUCUUCCUCUGCUGUGUUCCCAACAGUCGGACGCUCUGAGCUUCAGCGCCGACCUCCAACACCUGUACGCAGCCAUCGUCGCCCACGGCAACACACGGAAACGCAAACUGUCUGAGGAGCGCCCUGUUGAGGAGGAACAGCCGCCCGCCGAGGAAUCACACGUCACCUCGUCUUCAGCUGGAUCUGUCGUCAGCAGUGAAGCAGGUGAGGACCGGCAGGUGGACGCAGCUGGAGCCAAGAUGGCCGACACACCCACAGUAAAACAGUCUGUCCCGGUCAGGUCGAACCCUGCUGAGCAACCGUCUUCCAAACCAAAGAAGAAGAAAGUGGGUCUGUUCAGAUGAGCCCAGGCAGUAGGGUCGCACACACCCACCACCAUUCAGAACCUCACUGGGAAAAGUGCUUUUAUUUAAAAAUGGGUUCAUCUUUAAAACUUUUUUUAUUCUUAAACUUUUAUUUUGAAAAGAAAAAAAAGCUUUUAUAGUUUAGGACACAUGAGCUGGUUUUAAUUAGGGUUUAGAUUAGCUGACGUAGAAGGUUUUAUGGGUUAAACGUUAAUUAAAUCAUAAUAAUAAAUGUUUUUUUAUAUCUGGAUUCUGUUGGAUUUUAGAGGAGUCAAGCAAUUUGUGAAUUAAAGAUGUAAAUAUAA